Molecule: messenger RNA, 2608 nt
Organism: Oncorhynchus nerka (sockeye salmon)
Lineage: Eukaryota; Metazoa; Chordata; Actinopteri; Salmoniformes; Salmonidae
Product: E3 ubiquitin-protein ligase TRIM9-like
Exons: 9
Coding region: 1-1323 (440 amino acids)
Cellular component (GO): cytoplasm
Molecular function (GO): protein binding
Source: RefSeq, a predicted model, not a curated record
AUGUCGUCAGCAUGGCAGUCUGCCACUGCUGUCUGUCUGUCUGUCUCUGCCUACCUGUCUAUCUUUCUUUAUAUCUGUCUGUCUGACUGUCUGUCUGACCUGCAGGAGAACGGCGUGGAGUUCGAAGCCUGUCUGGUGGCGCAGUGUGACGCCCUCAUCGACGCCCUGAACCGACGCAAGGCCCAGCUGCUGACCCGCGUCAACAACGAACAUGAGCACAAGCUGAAGGUGGUGAGGGAUCAGAUAUCUCACUGUACGGUGAAGCUGCGUCAGACGACAGGCCUGAUGGAGUAUUGUCUAGAGGUCAUCAAAGAGAACGACCCCAGCGGAUUCCUACAGAUCUCAGACGCCCUGAUCAGGAGGGUGCACAUGACUGAGGGCCAGUGGGGGAAGGGAACCCUGACCCCCAGGAUGACCAGUGACUUUGACCUGACCCUGGACAGCGGACCCCUGUUACAGACCAUCCACCAACUGGACUUCAUACAGAUGAAAGUUCCGUCUGCCCCCAUGCUCCAGCUGGAGGAAUGCUGCACCAUCAACAACAGUGCCACGUUGUCAUGGAAACAACCACCUCUCUCCACCAUCGCUGUGGAAGGAUACAUCCUGGAGCUGGACGAUGGCAACGGGGGACAGUUUAGGGAAGUGUACGUGGGGACGGAGACGAUCUGCACGGUGGAUGGACUCCACUACAACAGCACCUACAUGUCCAGGGUCAAAGCCUUCAACGCCAGCGGGGUGGGACAGUACAGCAAGACGCUGGCCAUGCAGACCUCCGAGAUUGCCUGGUUCACCUUUGACCCCGCGUCGGCCCACCCUGACAUCAUCCUCUCCAAUGACAACCUGACGGUGACGUGCAACAGCUACGACGACAGGGUGGUCAUGGGUAAUUCCGGCUUCUCCCGCGGUGUGCACUACUGGGAGAUCACGGUGGAUCGCUAUGACAACCACCCGGACCCUGCGUUCGGGGUUGCCCGUGGCGAUGUGCUGAAGGACGUGAUGCUGGGGAAAGACGACAAGGCCUGGGCCAUGUACGUGGAUAACAACCGCUCCUGGUUCAUGCACAAUAACUCACACACCAACAGGACGGACGGGGGCGUCAGUGAAGAGGCUACAGUAGGAGUGUUGUUAGACUUCACCAGAGGGGUGCUCAUCUUCCUCAUCAACGACGAACAGCAGGGUCCUGUGGCCUUCGAAGGCAUCGAGGGGAUCUACUACCCUGCUGUCAGCCUCAACCGCAACGUACAGGUGACCCUGCACACCGGCCUGCCCAUUCCUGACUUCUACACUCCAGGGGAAGCAGACCUGUCUGGCUCAGUGUGUUAAGGAGUUGACUCAGCACUGCAGUGAAGCAAGACAAUGGCACCCUAUUCCCUAUAUAGUGCACUACAUUAGACCAGGGCCCUAUAGAACCCUAUUCCCUACAUAGUGCACUACUUUAGACCAGGGCCCUAUAGACCCCUAUUCCCUAUAUAGUGCUCUACUUUUAACCAUGGCCCUAUAGUACCCUAUUCCCUAUAUAGUGCACUACAUAAGGAAUACGGAGCCAUUUGGUACUCAGAAAGGCACCAGGCUGCUCAAUUUCUGGGCUCUCUAGGGUUAUGUCCCAAAUUGCACCUUAUUCCCUAUAUUUGGCACUAUUUUUGGCCAGACUUGUGCCAAAAGUAUUGCAUUACAUAGGAAUAAGUUGGGAUUUUAGAUGUACCCAGGAGGGUUAAUUUAACUCACAGCCGUGUACACAACACAACACCACGCCCUCCUUUCCUCUAUAGACCAACCAGCCGCAUCGUCUUACAUCAGAUAGUGUUGGGUUGGAGUGACGUCGACUGACAACGCUCCUGACCCCUGAACUCUACAGAUCACCAGACGGUCCAGACCCAUAGCCUUGACUGUACAGUACACGACUCUCAAUACUGAGCCAUACAUGGAUAUACUGCUCCGUAACCAUGGAUACUCAGCCAUACAUGUACAUACAGACUGCUCCAUAACCAUGGAUACUCAGCCAUACAUGUAUAUACUGCUCUGUAACCAUGGAUACUCAGCCAUACAUGUACAUACAGACUGCUCCAUAACCAUGCUCUGUAACCAUGGAUACUCUGCCAUACAUGUACAAACAUCCUGCUCCAUAACCAUGGACAUCUGGAACUCUUACCUGGAAAUGGAACUCUGAGCUUACUGUCCUGUCUUAACAUGUAAAUUAUUAUGAUUGGGUUAAAGUCUACCAGCUUCAUCCAUCUAACCAAUCAAAGAAGACUACUACUCAUCACCAGACUCCAGAACCCUGCCCUGUUAGUUCUGGUUCUAGAACUCUGUAGAGGACAACAAUGUUAUCAUAGACUUACAGGGACAAUUAGGGUUUUGGUUCAUUUCAUAUCAAUUCCAGUUCAUUCAGAAAAUAAUCCCAAAUUCAAUUCCAAAUUUUCCUCAUUGAAGAGAGUUGGAAUUGAAAUUUCUGAAUAAUUUCUGAAUUGACUGGAUUUGAAAUGGAAUUAACCCCAUAACCACCCUGUGUUGUAUCCACCAUACAACCCUGUGUUGUAUCCACCAUAACAACCCUGUGUUGUAUCCACCAUACAACCCUGUGUUGUAUCCACCAUAACAACCCUGUGUU